CGUGUCCCACAGGGUCGACGAGAGCCGGAUCAAGGAAGUGGGAGCCGACCGCGCAUGCGCGGAGUGGCUCCUCCGCUGCGGUGCCCACGUCCGGUGGAAGGAAUACCCCGAGAAAUGGGUCUCGGAUUACAAUACCCUCUCGACGCCAGGGAUGUCGGGGAGGAGGCUUCGUAUCCAGGCCAUCAACGCCGAGCAGGCCUGCGUCAUGAGCACUGGCUUCCGACAUCUGUGGUCUGAAACACGUGGAGGAAGUGAAGUUCCAUCGCUGUUCCUACUUGGAUGACGAGUCCCUGCCCAUGCUGAAACCCCUCGCCGAGACGUUGACGUCACUCG
Messenger RNA from Darwinula stevensoni, 333 nucleotides. The record is from the annotation of a GenBank genome assembly. Lineage: Eukaryota; Metazoa; Arthropoda; Ostracoda; Podocopida; Darwinulidae.